Messenger RNA from Lucilia cuprina (Australian sheep blowfly), 1626 nucleotides. Its product is annotated as sialin-like. Gene Ontology annotation, biological process: monoatomic anion transport; transmembrane transport. The record is from RefSeq and is a predicted model, not a curated record. The transcript has 7 exons. Gene Ontology annotation, molecular function: transmembrane transporter activity. The coding region runs from base 52 to 1542 and encodes 496 amino acids. Gene Ontology annotation, cellular component: plasma membrane. NCBI's taxonomy places the organism in Eukaryota, Metazoa, Arthropoda, Insecta, Diptera, Calliphoridae.
AAAAAAAAUUGCAAGUCAUUUAAAUUAAAAAAAAAAUAAAUUAAUUAAAACAUGAAGAAGGUAAAAACUCGUACAAUAUUAUGGCAUUUGGUAUUUUGGGGUUUUGUUAUAAAUUAUAUGUUUUGCAUUAAUCUUAAUUUGACAAUUGUUGAUAUGGUUAUAACAAAUAAAGCUGCUACAUCAGAACUUGCCCCAGAAAAACAAUUGCCAUUAUCGGAAAUUUCAAAGAGAUCAAUUGAAAUAAACUCAACAACAAUUGAAACAAAGUUUAAACAUUCAUCGGAAAAAUUUCACUGGAAUGAAUAUCAACAAGGUUUGAUAUUGGGUUCAUUUUAUUGGUUACACUGGUUAACACAAUUGCCUGGAGGUAUAUUGGCCAAAAAAUAUGGCACCAAAUUGGUGUUUGGUCUCUCGAAUGUUAUCUGUUGUUGGAUGUGUUUCUUUAUACCAAUGGCUGCAUAUAACAACUUUAAAAUUCUCAUUACACUAAGAAUCAUACAGGGAGCCAUAGCGGGUUUAACUUGGCCUGCUAUGCAUGUACUCAUUGCCAAAUGGAUACCACCAAAUGAGCGUAGUAAAUUUGUUACCGCCUAUUUUGGCAGUUCCAUAGGUGUCGCUUUAUCUUAUCCUAUAUUUGCUUAUAUUAUGCAUUACAUGUCCUGGCAAUGGGUUUAUUAUAUAUGUGGUAUUGUUGGUACUCUUUGGUGGUUUGGUUGGUUAACCUUGGUGUAUGAUAGUCCUGAACAACAUCCACGUAUAACAAAAACUGAAUUAAAUUAUAUUGAAAAAGCUUUGGGUUGUAGUGUUCAGCAGAAAACAACACACAGAAUUCCUAUACCUUGGAAGGAUAUAUUUACCUCGAGACCAGUAUGGAUGAAUGUUAUGGGUCAAUGGGCUGGUGUUUGGGGCUUAUUUACUUUGAUGACUCAGUCGCCAACAUAUUUUAAAGUUAUACAUAAUUGGGAUAUAAGAGCGACUGGCAUAUUAUCUGGAAUACCUCAUAUAUUACGUAUGGUUUUUGCUUAUAUAUUUUCUUUAUAUGCAGAUUAUUUGUUAAAAACAAAUAAAAUGAAAAGAACAACAUUAAGAAAAUUCGCUACAUUUAUAUGUGCCAUUGUUAUGGGUCUAGUAGUUUUGGCUUUAGCCUAUUUAGGCCGUAAUCCUAUAUAUGCUGUAGUACUAAUAUCUUUAGCAACCAUGUUUCAAGGUGCUGGUUCCUCAGGCCCCUUGUCCUCAAUGAUAGAUAUAGCACCCAACUAUGCGGGUAUUAUUUGUGGUAUCUGUGGCACUAUAGGCAGUUUGCCGGGAUUUAUAUCGGCUUAUUUAGUGGGAGUUUUAACAUUGGAUAAUCAAACUUUUGAAGCCUGGACGAAUGUAUUUCUUAUUUGUGCGUUCAUGCUUAUAGGCUGCGGUGUUCUAUAUGUUUUAUUUGCUGAUUCUUCGGUACAAAAAUGGAAUGAUUAUUCACAGUAUCAUGUAUCAAAGGAUUUGCAAUUAUUGGAAAAGAAUGAGAUGUUAAAAGAAAAAUGUUGUGGUACUUAAGCCAAUUAUAAAGAGGCUGAUUUUUAUAUUAUUUUUAAGUAUUUAUUGUUGUUUAUUUAAAAUAAAAAAUGCAUUAAUUACAAA